GGGGGGCGUAUCCCGCGGCGCGGGGCGGUGACGCGCGGCUCCGCUCCUGCCCCGUACCCUUGAGCCGGCGGUAGAAGAUGGCGGCGGCACCGGCUCUCGCCCAUCGCAUCGCCCGCUCAGGUGUGCUGCCGCUGUGCCGCCGGCUGCCGGCGUGGGGCAGAACCAUCCGGCAGCCCCCCAGCCCCUCGCUUGCCCCGUGUCGUGCCUUCAGCAACAACAAGAUCCAGGUGGAGAUGAACGAGAGCUCAGGCGUUGCCACAAUGAAGUUCAAGAGCCCCCCAGUCAAUAGCCUCAGCCUGGACUUCCUCACCGAGUUCUGUAUAAGCCUGGAGAAGCUAGAGAAUGACCGGGCCUGCCGUGGCGUCAUCAUAACAUCCGCCAUCCCCAAAAUCUUCUCAUCUGGGCUGGACAUCACUGAGAUGUUUGGGAAGAGCACGGAGCACUACGCCGAGUUCUGGAGAGCUGUGCAGGAGAUUUGGCUCCGGUUGUACAGCUCCAACAUGGUGACACUUGCUGUAAUCAAUGGGUCCAGCCCGGCAGGAGGCUGUCUCAUUGCCUUGUCAUGUGACUACAGGAUCAUGGCAGAGAACCCCAAAUACACCAUCGGCCUGAACGAAGCCCAGCUGGGCAUCGUGGCUCCCUUCUGGUUUAAGGACACGUUUGUGAACGUUGUGGGACAGCGAGUUGCUGAGCGCUCCCUCCAGCUGGGUUCCCUGUACCCUGCACCUGAGGCCCUCAAGUUUGGCAUUGUGGAUGAGCUGGUGCCAGAGGAAAAGCUCCAGGAGAAGGCUGCAGCUGUUAUGGCCCAGUGGUUGGCCCUUCCUGACCAUGCCCGUCAGAUCACCAAGUCCAUGAUGAGGAAGACAGUGUUGGACCGCCUGGUAGCUCACCGGGAGGAAGACAUUAAGAACUUCAUCAGCUUUGUCUCAAAAGAGUCCAUCCAGAAGUCACUUCGCACGUACAUGGAGAUGCUGAAGAAGAAGAGCUGAGGAGCCAGCCACCCAGGCCCGGUCUUAGGAGCUUGAAACGCUGCAGCAGCUAUAGACUUUCACAGUGAAGUUGUCUGCAGUGUCAGCAGUUGGUGAUGUGCUGCCUGCUCCCAUGGCCACUCCAGCCACCCCUUUAGUCCCCAUAGAGUGCCUGACACCACUGCUGCCUUUCCUGAGAGCGGUCUGCUCAGCUGCCUGAGGAACAGACAGGGAGAGGGUCAUGACACCGCUGUGGCCUGAGCCCUCUGGUCCUUGGAUGUCCUCCCUCCUAUCCAACAGUUAAUCAUGAAAAGAGAUUUGUCAAUAAAGUCUUCAAUGAGGUA
This is a messenger RNA of Neopsephotus bourkii (Bourke's parrot), 1312 nucleotides long. RefSeq names its product enoyl-CoA delta isomerase 1 (gene ECI1). Gene Ontology annotation, cellular component: mitochondrion. The transcript has 7 exons. Gene Ontology annotation, molecular function: enoyl-CoA hydratase activity. Lineage: Eukaryota; Metazoa; Chordata; Aves; Psittaciformes; Psittacidae. The record is from RefSeq and is a predicted model, not a curated record. The coding region runs from base 78 to 989 and encodes 303 amino acids. Gene Ontology annotation, biological process: fatty acid beta-oxidation.